Vicugna pacos (alpaca) is the source of this 1372-nucleotide messenger RNA. Lineage: Eukaryota; Metazoa; Chordata; Mammalia; Artiodactyla; Camelidae. The record is from RefSeq and is a predicted model, not a curated record.
GUUGUGAUUGGCCAGCCCUCUGAUGACGUAAGACGCCGCGCCGCGAGCCGAGGGCCGCCGGUUCACUGCUCCGCUGGAAAGCGUUAGGCCGGGCGCGGGGCUUUGGCGGCGGCGUUGGGGGCGGCAGUUCGCCGCUCACACUCAUGAGGAGCCGGAAGCUCGCAGGUGGAGUGCGGUUCUCAGCGCGCCUCCGAGCCCGGAGCUGCUCGGCCCGCUUGGCCUCGGCCCAGGAAGCCGGCGUCACCACGUCUGCCCGGACGGCAUGUCAGACUUCCUCGUCACACAGAGCCACCGACAGGCGGACUUCCAAGAAGUUCAAGUAUGACAGAGGUCAUCUUGCGAAGUCAGAGUUACAGAAACUAGCCCCCCAGAGGGACCGUGCUGCUGUGCCCAGAGUGCCUCCUGGGACCCCUUGUGAAAACGAGCCUCUGGCAUUUGUCAAGGACAGCGCACCGCUCCCGGGAAGGAAGGCCGGCAGUUCCACACAGCCGGAGGCGGCGGGCCUCCCCGCAGGGCCCCGCCGGGCUGGGAGCGACGCUUGCCCAACCCAGACUGAGGACGGGCAGUCCCUGCCAAGGCCUGGUGCUCCCUCGGGAGAAGACCCCGAUGGCGGCUACGCCAGGCGGGCUGGGGCGGCAGAGCCCGAGCCCGGCCCCGGGCCGCUGCAGUUGGACAACAGCGCCCUCCUGGACGACGACAGCAACCAGCCCAUGCCCGUGAGCCGGUUUUUCGGGAACGUGGAGCUCAUGCAGGGUUCUGACCGGGAGGAGAGGGCAAAACCAAAACCGACACUGAUUCGCUGCCUGCCCCCAGCUGAGAACGGUUGCCAUGGACCUCCCCCCGGCGUCGUCCACCUGCCCUUCAAUGAGCAGACGCGAGUUCAGGAAAAUGCACUUCAGGGCCAAAGAGGACGACGACGAUGGGGACGAGGCAGAGACGUAGAGUCCCCGCGCACGUGCGCGCGGCUGGCGCAGCCCUGGUCCAGCCGCGCGGUGUCCCCUCGGGAGCGCACUGGGUCAGAGCGGCUGACCCCGCCACCAGCCGCGGGGAGACCCCGAACUGAAGGGCCCUCGCCUGUAAAGCUGCUGUUUCCGCGGGAUGUGUUCUCUCCGUCUGCACACGCGGUGGUGGUUUGAGCCACCCCCUCUCCUGAGAGACGUCUUGUAAAGAAAACCCCACUGGCGCUCUUUAGUUUUGAUAAUAUGCAGGUUUAUUUUCCAUAAUCAAAAUUUGAUCAGUCUCCUGACUGAUCAGUGCGGUUCUCAAAGAGCUCUCCUUUAUUACUGUAUGCGGAGCUUGUGUUCACCUGGGAAAUUCAGCAAAAUACAUAUGGAAAAGAAAGAAACUAUAUUUUGAAAAUGUUUUCGAAGAA